UGUCAAAUCUUGUUGACAAACAUUAGUAAAAGUAGGUGCAGUUUAAACAUUUUCGAAGAAAAUUUGCAAAAUAUCAUUCAAUUAAAGCUAUUAUUGAAGCUAAUUUUCUCCAUCAAUGACUCGCCACGCCCGGAACUGUACCGCUGGGGCGGUUUACACCUACCACGAGAAGAAAAAGGACGCUGCCUCGUCGGGCUUCGGAACAUCGUCCCGUCGCUUGGGGAAAGAUUCGGUCAAGAGCUUCGACUGCUGCUCGCUAACGCUGCAGCCGUGCCACAAUCCGGUCAUCACUAAGGACGGCUACCUGUUCGACAAGGAAGCCAUUCUGACCUACAUCAUCACCAAGAAGAAGGAACACACCCGCAAGAUGAAGGAGUACGAACGCCAGCUGAAGCAGGACGAGGUGGAACAGAACGAGAAGCUCAACGCAGAGAACAAGAAAAAACUGGACAAAUUCAUCUCCACCGAAAAGAACAUCAUCAGCACCAAGGUGCCCAAUCCGGCCGAUGAAAUCCCUAGCACCAGCGGUGCCAUCUCGAACGUGUCGCUCGGAAAGCGCAAGGAACUGCCCAGCUUCUGGGUUCCGUCGCAGACUCCGGCAGCCAAGAUUACCAGGAUCGAGAAACCGGAUGGGAAAAUUUACUGCCCAAUCUCGAACAAGCCGCUCAAGGCGAAGGAUCUGAUUGACGUGAAGUUUACGCUGGUCAAGGAUGCCUCCGACAAGAAAUCACUGAUUGCCAAGGAGAAUCGGUAUAUGUGUGCCGUGACGCAUGACAUUCUGAACAACUCGGUUCCGUGUGCGGUGCUGAAGACGACCGGGGACGUUGUCACGAUGGAGUGCGUAGAGAAGCUCAUCAAAAAGGACAUGAUUCAUCCGCUGAGUAAUGAGAAAUUGGAGGAAUCUGACAUUAUUCCAUUGGAACGGGGAGGUACUGGAUUUGCUAUUACAAAUGACAACCUACAGGCUAAGGAAGAACGUCCAGCUCUGCAAUGUUAAAAUGCAAUACAAUUUUAUACUUUUAUUCUACUCUCAACCUGAAAUAUAUAUUAAUGUAUGUCAAGUAGA
This is a messenger RNA of Culex pipiens pallens (northern house mosquito), 1066 nucleotides long. RefSeq names its product nitric oxide synthase-interacting protein homolog. The coding region runs from base 116 to 997 and encodes 293 amino acids. Gene Ontology annotation, cellular component: nucleus. The transcript has 4 exons. The record is from RefSeq and is a predicted model, not a curated record. Gene Ontology annotation, molecular function: ubiquitin protein ligase activity. Lineage: Eukaryota; Metazoa; Arthropoda; Insecta; Diptera; Culicidae.